GUUGGAAAAAAAAAGAAGGUGGAGCGCGUGAGCAGACAGAUUGACCGCUGCCGAACGACAGUGCAGACCAGCUGACUGCUGCGACCCGCACCAUGAGCCUCAGCAAGUGCUACGGCGCUUCAUAUCAGGAGGGGUGGUGGUACAAAUGGGAGCGGCGGGAGGGGAUUCUGGUGGUCGAGGGCGACCAUGGCAAGGGCGUCAGCCUCCGGGCGACGCUGUUUGAGAAAGACUGCAAUGGCAGAAGGGGCGAUAUCGUGAUAGGGCCCGUGGACCUCGCCAGUAAGGACAUCGACAAGUUCAAGUAAGUGCACGAGGGAGAUCUCCAUGCAUGCACACAAAAAGACGACGUCACACAUCUGUAUGAUGUGUCAUGCGUGUGCAUGCAUUUGUCUCGGGCUCAAUUCAGGGCCGAGGACUUUGAAGAUGAGGUGAACGGCGAGCGAUACACCGUGACGGUUGAUGAUGACGAGGAGCUCUCCGAGCCGGGGAGUGACUGCAGUGACAUGGACGAAGACGAGGGCAGCACGGGCGAGUCGGACGAGGAAUGAUUCCACUCACGGCUCGAAGGGGGGAGGGGGAGUGAGAGGGGAGUGUGAGGAAGGUUGUCAUAUUGCAUGUACCUCAAUUCUACCCAUCCUUCUACCCACUUAGUAUCCCCAUGGCGCUUGCGCUUUUGAAAACAUCACUAACCAGCCCGCCGAUUCACAAGAGAGGGAUGCGAGGAUCCGACUUGUGUGAAUGUGUGUACAUCCUAGCUGCAUCCACGUCUAGACAAACAGACAGACAGACAGACACGUGUGUGACGAUUCAUGAAUCCAUGCGAUACAGUUGUUGUGUGCGGAAUGCUCAACAACAGUUGGAAAAAACUGCAUGAUCCGUCUAAUUGGCAUCAUCCACCCCGCCAAUACGCCACGCACCCACCCACGACCAACAGUAUGUAGAGG
This is a messenger RNA of Vitrella brassicaformis, 944 nucleotides long. The record is from the annotation of a GenBank genome assembly. Lineage: Eukaryota; Vitrellaceae.